AGAAAUAAUGUCGUUUUGGGAUAAUCCAAGUCUUGUUGCCCGAAGAAUUUGCCGUAUUCGUCUGAUUGUGAUAGUACAGAUAUAUGCAGUUAUUUUUGUAUUAUGUGGACUUUGUCGUGUUGGAUCAGCAAUUUUUGGUGAACAAUCUUUUACGAAUCAAAUGUCCACAUAUCAAAUGAUUGUUGAAGGAUAUCUCAUCGCAUUGUUAAUAUGUGCAAGAUCCAGAACACUUUUCAUAGUUUUUUCAGUUUAUUUGAUGUAUCGUAUAUCUUCUUUAUCAGUUGGUAUCACGACUUCCUUGUAUAAUAUCGAAGAAGAUUUAAACUUUGUCAUUGUGGAUGUAUCUACACUUUUUAUAUAUACAAGUGCUCUCUUAACGUUCAGCUUGAUUGGAUUUGGCUAAAACCGAGUGGUGGAAAAUAAGGACGCUUGGCAAUAAAUAAUUGUUUUUCUUGUUUUCAAUUCAUUUUGAAUAAAACAUCUAUGACU
This is a messenger RNA of Caenorhabditis elegans, 489 nucleotides long. It is a transcript of the gene F36H2.4, whose product is annotated as DUF4956 domain-containing protein. The record is from RefSeq and is marked reviewed. Bases 8 to 403 code for a protein of 131 amino acids. The transcript is spliced from 5 exons. NCBI's taxonomy places the organism in Eukaryota, Metazoa, Nematoda, Chromadorea, Rhabditida, Rhabditidae.